UCUAGCAACUAAUGCUAACAGGCGUCAACAACCGUUGAAAGUUGGCACUUACACCGAUCGAUCGGAUUAAGUGAUAAGAUCCAGAGCCCUACUUCGAACUAAGCCUUGACAUUUGUUAGAUGUCUAGCCUCGGAGAAUAUCUUGACAGCGACCGGGAUCCGGAGUCGUCUUAUGCUGACUCCAUCCAUGAUCACCAUGAUGAUAAAGCUACCCCCAGUCCAGUCGAAGAAAGUAGCCACGACGAGUACACCCCCCCCAAGAAGAGUAGAACCUCCUCCACCCUCUACUCUACCACCGAAAGUCGCUCGGAAAGAUUGAUGAAGGCAAUCUCUAACAGAACACACGAUGAAUUUCGGAAAAUGUGUAAAGAAAUUUACGGCGGUCCCGUCUGCCUCAUCACGCAGGUGAUGGACCAGGUCUGUACCGAAAUGGCGUAUGUCAUACCACGAGCAACCCAAUACAGUAUGGUAACGCUAUACGAAUAUUGCCUUGGCUUAGAGUACAAAAGUUGGCAUGUUGACACCAGGACAAACCUUUUUCCUCUCAGCCCCACUUGGCAUUCGCUUUUUGAUACUAAACAAUGGCUUCUCCUGCCGGACGCAGCGACAAUGAGAGACGUCCAUAAUCGUGUCAAGGCAGUUAUCGAAUGGAGGAAAAGUCCCGACUCUAAACCGGGAUUCAUACCCCUCCGGUCACAGUGGCCAUCCAAUACCAAAACACGAUACAGUUUCAUAUCGACAUCCUAUACAGCCCAGCACUUCGCGCUCAAAAAGGAUGGAGACAUUGUUAUUUGUCAACAUCCUUUUUCCAACCUCCCGUUGCUCGAGUGUCACAUCCUCCCUCCAUAUGCGGUAAUAAAUGCAGCUCAGAAGUUGAGCAGAGAUCAGAUCGAUGGGAUCGUUCGUGACCUUCAUGCGGAACAGACAAAAGAGUUCGAGGAACUGAAACAGAGACUCACCCUCGUGUGUGAUACUUGGGACCUUUUCAUGGAUGCUGAAGACGUAGCGAAGGCUUGGGAGAAGCCAGCAGUAGACUGAAUGAGAGUAUUAGCAGUUAGAUAGAAUGUUAAUGAAAGUGUCUCACCUCAGUUGACUGUAUAAGCAACUGAGGUGCGUUGAGGCCAGGCUCCUUCCCAGCCCCCGAUUCGAGUGUG
Molecule: messenger RNA, 1153 nt
Organism: Suillus subalutaceus
Lineage: Eukaryota; Fungi; Basidiomycota; Agaricomycetes; Boletales; Suillaceae
Exons: 4
Coding region: 120-1037 (305 amino acids)
Source: RefSeq, a predicted model, not a curated record